CAAGGGGGCAGCAUUUCCUUCCCACCCCCACCACCCCCUCCUCCAGGUGGCCCAUUGGCUUUGUCCUCUUCUCACAUGUCUGAGAAUUUGCUGCCGCUGCCACCUCCUCUGCCUUUCUCCAGCUGUCCCCCUCCUCCUGCUCCACCACCUCCUCCAGGAGGACCUCCUCCCCCUCCAGGAGCACCACCUUUCUUCAGCAUGGGGAUGCCACCCUCUUCAACAUCCACCUUCAGCAGCAGUGGCACCGGACUGAAGAAGAAAUCUAUCCCACAGCCUUCACACCCACUAAAAUCCUUCAACUGGGCUAAACUGAGUGAGGAGAGGAUCCAUGGCACAAUCUGGAAUGAGAUUGAUGAUUUAAAAGCGUUCAAGGUGCUGGAUCUAGAAGAUUUUGAAAAGAUGUUCUCCGCCUAUCAGAGACACCAGGACCUGCUAACUAACCCUUCCUCCUGUAAGCAGAAAGAGAUGGGUUCAACAGAAGACCUUUACCUCUCCACACGAAAAGUGAAAGAGCUCUCUGUGAUUGAUGGUCGGAGAGCCCAGAAUUGUGUCAUCCUCCUUUCCAAGCUGAAGCUGUCUAAUGAAGAAAUCAGACAAGCAAUCUUGAAGAUGGAUGAACAAGAAGACCUAGCAAAAGAUAUGCUUGAGCAGCUGCUGAAGUUCGUUCCCGAGAAGAGCGAUACUGACCUGUUGGAGGAGCAUAAACACGAAAUCGAGCGCAUGGCCCGGGCGGACCGUUUUCUCUUCGAAAUGAGCAGGAUUGACCACUAUCAGCAGCGGCUGCAAGCGUUGUUCUUUAAGAAGAAGUUUCCAGAGAGGCUGGCAGAAGCAAAGCCAAAAGUAGAAGCCAUUCUUCUGGCAUCCAGAGAACUCAUCCGAAGCAAGCGUUUGAGGCAACUCCUGGAGGUAGUUCUGGCCUUUGGAAAUUACAUGAACAAGGGCCAAAGGGGAAGUGCAUAUGGCUUCAAAGUCUCCAGCCUGAACAAAAUUGCAGACACCAAAUCCAGCAUAGACAGGAACAUUACACUGUUGCACUACUUAAUUAUGAUCUUUGAAAAGAAUUAUCCAGAUAUCCUAGAUAUUCAGUCUGAGCUGCAGCAUCUCCCAGAAGCAGCAAAAGUCAACCUGGUAGAGCUGGAGAAGGAAGUCAACAACAUAAAGACUGGAUUGAAAGCUGUUGAAGCUGAACUGGAUUAUCAGAAGAGACGGAUGCGGGAAUCAGGGGACAGGUUUGUUCCCGUCAUGAGCGAUUUCAUCACUGUGGCCAGUUUCAGCUUCUCAGAGUUGGAAGACCUUCUCAACGAGGCUAGAGACAAG
This is a messenger RNA of Eurypyga helias (sunbittern), 1317 nucleotides long. RefSeq names its product disheveled-associated activator of morphogenesis 2-like. Gene Ontology annotation, biological process: negative regulation of oligodendrocyte differentiation; regulation of non-canonical Wnt signaling pathway; positive regulation of canonical Wnt signaling pathway. The transcript has 11 exons. The annotation marks the transcript as partial. Lineage: Eukaryota; Metazoa; Chordata; Aves; Eurypygiformes; Eurypygidae. The record is from RefSeq and is a predicted model, not a curated record.